Molecule: messenger RNA, 1399 nt
Organism: Rhodamnia argentea
Lineage: Eukaryota; Viridiplantae; Streptophyta; Magnoliopsida; Myrtales; Myrtaceae
Product: thioredoxin-like 1-1, chloroplastic
Exons: 3
Coding region: 170-1069 (299 amino acids)
Biological process (GO): cell redox homeostasis
Source: RefSeq, a predicted model, not a curated record
CUCUCUCUCUCUCUCUGCGAGUACAGGAAAAGUGCUUUCGAUUCGACGGGACCCUCUUUUACCUUGUUGAAUCGAGCAAAUCGUUGGAUCCAGCCCCUUUCGUUCGCGAUUCGAUCCACAGGCCGAAGGAAAAUCUGGGUCCGUUUCUUUUUCUCUGCGUUGCGAGGAAAUGGCCGCCGAGUUCUUGAGCGGAUCGAGCUUGCUCUCGCCGCGCCAUCGUCGAGUCGCCGGCGGAAGCUGCGUCUCCGUGCUCCCCGGAAGCUUCAGGUCCGGCAAAUUCCCGGGGUUCCAGCUCAGGUUCCGCCCCCUCGCGAUGUCGAAGUCUCUGGGGCUGAGAUCCUCCGUCUCCAGAUCGAGGAGCGGUGUUUUCGGGGACGGAGUCGCGCGCAAGCAAACUGAUUGCGCGCCCAAGAGGAGGAUAUCGCGAAAUUACUCCUUGAAUGCACAGGGUAAUUUAAGAAUAGGGAAGGCUCAGAAAUGGUGGGAGAAGGGGCUUCAACCGAACAUGAGAGAGGCCAAUGGCGCGCAAGACCUCGUGGAGUGUCUGUUGAGCGCUGGGGAUAAGCUGGUGGUGGUCGACUUCUUCUCCCCAGGCUGCGGCGGAUGCAGGGCCCUGCAUCCGAAGAUAUGCCAAUUGGCUGAGACAAACUCGGACGUGCAGUUCCUUCAGGUGAACUAUGAGGAGCACAAGUCCAUGUGUUAUAGCCUCAACGUUCACGUUCUCCCGUUUUUCCGACUAUAUAGAGGUGCUCAUGGCCGGCUCUGCAGCUUCAGCUGCACUAAUGCCACGAUAAAGAAAUUCAAAGAUGCAUUGGCCAAGCACACCCCAGACCGUUGUAGCCUCGGCCCAACAAAAGGUCUGGAAGAGAAAGAGCUCCUGGCGCUCGCAGCCAACAAAGAUUUAUCCUUCAACUACAGGCCAAAGCCAGUUCCUGUCACGGAGCAGGAAGAAGCAGUGGCCGAACCUGUGGUAUCUCCCGCCCAGUCGGAUCUUCCUCUUCCUUCUUCACUUCAUCUUCCCUCAUCAACCCCUUCAGCUCAACAACAUAUGAUUAAUACAGCAAGAUGAGGUUGUCAACUAUAAUAUUUGGCCUUCAUCUCUCUUCUUCUUGUACGGGCGUUUUUAUGUUUUUCUGGGCUUGUUUCUCUCCUUACGGUGCUUACAAAGCAAGAAACUGGUACAGAUAAAUAGGUAGGACUUAGAUAUAUGUGUAUAGCCAGUGAUUCGCGAGCUGUGGAUUUAUGUUUUUUUUGGGUCCAAGCUUGCUGGUCUCUCGGUACCUACCGGUUACUUUGUGAGUAGCUUCUUGUUCUCUUUUAUGAUCGGGGAAGAAGCUAUUCAGUAAUGUGAAGAUCUUGUCAUUUUAUAUUCUAAUGUAACGUGCCUUGUAUGUUCGUC